CUACUGAGAAACUUAUUCACUUCCUUACUAUCCCCUCUUCAGUCUAUCAUGAAUGCUGCUGCCAGACUCAUCCACCUUACUAACCGUUGUAUAUCUGCCACCCCUCUCUGCCAAUCUCUCCACUGGCCUCCACUCAGUGUCCUCCACCCCUCUCUGCCAAUCCCUCCACUGGCUUCCACUCAGUGUCCUCCACCCCUCUCUGCCAAUCCCUCCACUGGCCUCCAUUCAGUGUCCUCUACCCCUCUCUGCCAAUCCCUCUACUGGCCUCCAUUCAGUGUCCGCCACCCCUCUCUGCCAAUCCCUCCACUGGCCUCCACUCAGUGUCCUCCACCUCUCUCUGCCAAUCCCUCCACUGACCUCCACUCA
Staurois parvus is the source of this 366-nucleotide messenger RNA. Lineage: Eukaryota; Metazoa; Chordata; Amphibia; Anura; Ranidae. The record is from the annotation of a GenBank genome assembly.